This is a messenger RNA of Vittaforma corneae ATCC 50505, 1986 nucleotides long. RefSeq lists its product as uncharacterized. The transcript has a single exon. The record is from RefSeq and is a predicted model, not a curated record. Lineage: Eukaryota; Fungi; Microsporidia; Nosematidae. The coding region runs from base 1 to 1986 and encodes 661 amino acids.
AUGCUUUUUAUGCUUUUUACAAGCCUGGCGUUUACAUUGAAUCGUGAAAAAGACAGCUACGAUUUCUUUAUUUAUACAUCAGAAUCAGGCAACCGAAAAGGUGUAGAACUAAAAAAUGGUGAAUAUGGUAUUGGCAAUGAUCCAACAAUGUUCAAGCUUGUCUAUGAAGAUAGCCAGUUUUANAUUAAGCCAACAAAGGAUGAAAAUUCAUAUCUUACACUCAAAGGCCAUGGGCUGGUACUAACUGAGCAAAAGAAGCCUUGGACAAUAGCAAGGAAUCGAAACAUUUCAGAUAGUACGGGAAACAACCAUUAUCAACUUAAAUCAGGUGAUAUUUGUUUAUCUAAACGUGGAAGUAUCUUGAGUGGUGUUAACUGUGCUAUUACGGAUGAAAACCAGUUGUUCUUCUUCGUAGCUCCUGCGAAUGGCGAGAACGAGCGAAAUCUCAAAAAAGUACUCGAGAAAGUGGUUGAGGUCAAUUUAAUAAAAGAUAGUAAAAUGAAAAAAGCAAAAGUAGAUGAUGGCAAGGAGAACAUUGAUGUCGUUCAUGUUUUUCUUAAGCAGGCUGUUAAGACAGAAACAAAGACAAUUAUUCAGCAGGCAGCACCUGAUAAACAUGAAAUUAAAAAAGAUCUUAACCGUUCUGCCAUUACCCCUCGUGUAUCACGCAGAAGUAUAAAGCAUGGAAGCAGAAGAUUACGCCCUAAAUUAGCUCCACGUCGUAGGAAAACCAGACCUGCCAAAAAUAAGAAUAAAAAGACAAGAUCUGGCACAAAGAAACCAACCAUCAAAGCUGAUGCUAAAUUGGAAAUUCCAUCAGAAAUAGUUGAAGAAAAGAUAAAUGAAAUGGAAGAAGAUGAUAAACAAGAACUUGAUGCAUCCGAGUUCGAUUCAGAUGAUGGUAUAUAUGACAGUCAAGAUGCAAGAGAAGAUUAUAACGAAGACGAGUAUGAGGAUGGUAAAGAUACUUAUGAAGGAGAGGAAGAUGAGAACAAUUACGAUUACCAAGAACCAAUUGAUGCCAAUGAUAAAACGAGAUAUGACAGAGGGUCAAAUAAGAAGUCUAAAUAUGAUCGCAGGGCAGGCCAGAAGUAUUCAGAGGAACCAUACUUGGACGAACGACCAAGAUCAAGAAAGGAUUAUCGAUCUAGGGAAAGAGACUAUCCGUAUGAUAAAGAAUAUCGAUCUAAGAGAAGCUCUAAACAAAGAGAUUAUGAAAACGAUAGAUCAAAUGCCCGUGAUCUAUCAUCUCCUGCCAAUAUCGGCGAUUCUUUAUCAGAUGCAAAAAAUUUUAAGCUUUUAAAAGACUUUGAUUAUAAAGACACUUCUGGAAGAGGUAAUAAUGAUGAAAUUAAUGAUUACAUGGAUCGCUUGAAAAAUCUUACAUCCUCGGAAUCUCAACAACCAAUGUAUGAUCAGAGACGUCCAUCCGAUAAGCAAUCGAGAAGAGAUACUAUGUAUGAUAGUCCCAAUAUUCAACAAAAAGGAAAUAUGUACGAUCAGCAAAAAAACGAUAAGUUUGAUCAACUAAAAGAUGAUAGAUACAAUCGAGAUGGGUCUUCCAACAUGCAAUCAAGAGGUAAUAGAUAUAACCAGGACAUCCCAUAUGACAACAUGCAAACAGAAAAUGGACGUAGUACUAGGCCUCCUACAGAUGAAGAAAGAGAGCGACUAAGAAGAAGGGGUUUGGAAGUAGUAGAGAAAGUCAUAGUUCAAGGUAAAGUUGAUGGUGUGUCAGGGGAUAACUUGAAGAAUUUGAAUGUCCAAGGACAGCAACAAAAGAACGCCAAAUUUGCCUCAUCAACUGUUUAUGAAACUAUUGCUAAGCGUAACUUGCAGAAUCAGGAAUUUAUGAACUCUUCUAAUAUGAACCCAUCUGUCCAGCCUCCAAGUGGUAUUCCACCGGCCUAUAACAAUCAGCCACAAAAUCCUUAUGCACGACCGGGCAUUAAUCAAGGUCCAAUGAAUCCACCGUUAUACAAAUAA